Molecule: messenger RNA, 993 nt
Organism: Rhododendron vialii
Lineage: Eukaryota; Viridiplantae; Streptophyta; Magnoliopsida; Ericales; Ericaceae
Exons: 2
Coding region: 1-993 (330 amino acids)
Molecular function (GO): zinc ion binding; nucleic acid binding
Source: RefSeq, a predicted model, not a curated record
AUGACCGUUUCAGAGUAUGUGCAGAAGUUUCAAUCCUUGUCUCGUUUCGCUCCGGAGUUGGUGGCAACGGAGGAAAGGAAGUGCCGACGGUUUGAAAAGGGGUUGCAUAACAUUGUGAGAAGAAUGGUGACGGUCCAAUGUAAAAUGAAGUUUUCUGAAGUGGUGGAGUGCGCGAGAAGUAUUGAAAUACCAAAGGAAGCUCAACGAAAUGCAAGGGCAUGGGAACCAAGGUGUAACCAACCCGGGCACGUCCGUACUCAGUGCCCUCAGCUUCCUAAGGCGUGCUAUAAUUGCGGUAAGACGGAUCAUAUUGCUUGGAAUUGCCCUCAAGGGGCGGGAGCGCGUAGUGAGUCAGGCUCGGUACAACAAUCGAGGGCAGGGCGUGGUGUUGACCACCAGUCUUUCAGGGGUACUCAGAGGCAGCAGCCUCAUUUCCGCCAGACAUCGUCAGUUCAGAAUUCUGGGGUUGACCGUGGAGCGAGUCCAUCCGCACCUUCUCAAGGUUCCAGUCAUAGAGGAGGUUUUGUGCAGGGUCAGGGUACCCAGGGGCGUGUUUUCAACAUCAACACCAAUGCUUCACCUUCCGUUUCUCAGGCUCCAGAGACAUUUGUUGUAAAGGGUACUUUUCUUCUAUUCAACUCUUUUGCUAGAGUACUCUUUGAUUCUGGAGCAUCGCAUUCUUUCAUUGCUAUGUCAUUUGUGUAUGCAUUGGAGUUGGACGCCGAGGAUCUUGAUUCGCCUUUGUUUGUUAAGACACCAUUAGGGGGACAGUCAUCUCUAAAUCGUAUCUGUAAGGAGUGCGAACUCGUUAUUUGUGACCGUCGCUUUGUUUUUGACUUUAUCGUUUUAGACAUGUCGGUUUUCGACCUCAUUCUUGGAAUGGAUUGGUUGUCUACAUUCCAUGCUACGAUUGAUUGUUUCAAGUGUCGUGUUCGCAUAUGUCUGCCUGAGGGUGUUUGUUUCGAAUUCCAUGGGAACGUCGAGAACUGUUAG